AUGCGUCUCUACGGGUGCCAAUUACUUGCCUCCACGGCUGCCAUUGGCGUAGUCGUCGGGCAAGGUAUUUCACCAUUGUCCAACGCGGUCCCAGGAUUCGAAGCUCCCUCAGCCGAGUAUCGUCCCAAGUUCAGAUAUUGGCUCCCAGAUGCAGAUGUUGACCACGAUGUCCUCCAAACCGACAUCCAAGACCUCCAAAAGCUCGGCGCCGGCGGUCUGGAGUUUCUCCCAUUCUACAACUACGGCUUCGGCGGCGUGAACGACUCCAAGAUGGAAACAUAUGCCUUUGGCAAGCCUGCGUUCAAGGACGUUCUCCAGAUUGCGCUUGAAGCUACAAAGGCGAGUGGGCUGUCAAUGGACGUGGCGCUGGGUGCUAGCCAGGGCCAGGGUGUUCCCUCCAAGCCACUCACUCCUGGUCUUGCCGUGCAACUUGUCUAUGGAAACGACUCGGGCGACAGCAAUGCUUUCAUCGCCUUGCAUGAGAAGUCACUGGCCGACCUCACCGAGUACGUCAAGGACGGCAAGAUCACAUGGACAGCACCAAAAGACUAUAAGGAGUACGUGUUAUUUGCGCACUACGAGCGCUACACCAACCAGCGAUCGUGUGAUGGCGUUCCUACUGAUGUAAUUGCCAACGGCUCCUGGGUUACAGACCAUUUCAGCGCCGCUGGGGCAAAGCUAGCAUCCCAGUUCUGGGAGAAGAACCUGUUGAGUACCCAGAUCCGCCAGUUGCUCAAGGAGGUUGGCAAGCACACUUGGGAGGACAGCAUGGAGAUUCAAGCUUCGCUUUACUGGUCUCCUGGGUUCCCGGAUCGCUUCAAGUCCAAGCGCGGUUACAACGUUAUCAAGUAUCUUCCAUUGCUAUUCCACAAGUCGACAUCCUUUACAGCCGCCCAGGCUCCCUACAACACUACAUUUUACCUCGAUGGGGCUCCGGAUGACGGACAAAGCAAGUACCUCCAGGACUACCGACUGACCUUGAACGAGGGUUACCAGGAGUACCUGCAGACCUUCGAAGACUGGGCUGAAUCGCUGGGCCUCUCACAUUCGUGUCAAGUUGGGUACAACAUUCCCUUGGACAUUCUCGCGGAUAUACCGAUUGUUUCCACCCCCGAACUCGAAUCUCUGGCCUUCAAAACACCAGAUCAAAUGUCACAAUUCGUCGGCCCCGCACACCUUGGACGUCGCAACAUCAUUUCCACAGAAAUCGGCGCAGUAGCACAAGGCGCAUACAGUCUGACCAUUCCAUCCCUCAUCAACCUCUUCCACGAUGCAUUCGCAGGCGGUGUCAAUGCCAUGAUGAUCCAUGGAAUGACUUACACUGGAGAGCAAGUCGGUUCGACCUGGCCUGGAUUCACGCCGUUUCAGUAUAUCUACACUGAACUUUGGAGCCCCAAGCAGCCAGCGUGGAACUACAUGUCUGAGAUGAUGAACUACACCGCCAGAAACCAGUUUGUCCUGCAGCAAGGAGUAGGCAAGAAAGACUUGGCCUUUUACCUGUACAAAGAUCCUUAUGGCAUAUCGGAUAUGUAUAAUGGCACGGAUCUUCGUGCUAGCGGCUUCACCUAUGAGUAUCUGUCGCCAGCGAACUUUGGCUCAAAGACUUUCAAGGUUACGAACAAAAUCUUGGACUCUCCAGGUGCAGGAUAUCGCGCGCUCAUACUCAACCAGCAACAGUUCAUCACUGUUGAGGCAUCGCAAAAGCUCGUUGAGUUGGCCGAUGCCGGGCUUCCAGUCAUUGUCGUAGGGGAUCUCCCCGCCACGACAAUCGGAACUAAAGGCCAAGAUGCUGUGUCCAAGAACAUCUCGAAGCUCAAGGGAUCCAAGUACUCCAACAUUGCUUUCAUCAAAUCCGCCGACGAUCUACUCAACGCACUCGGCAAACUUUCCGUCAAGCCCCGAGUGAUGACAAGCUCAGAUGCUGCGAAGAACUUGUAUACCGUGUGGAGGUCAGACAAGAGCUCGGACUAUCUUCUCCUCUUCAACCGGGGUUCAUCAUCGACUUUUGACAUCACGGCAGAGGUUGAACAAGGAAAGGUUCCUUACAAGCUCAACGCAUGGACUGGGCGACAAGUUGCUAUGGCAUCCUUCAAGCGCUCCUCGGGCAAGGCCACCUUCCAGGUGUCUUUGAAGGAAGGCCAAACGGCGGUUGUUGCGUUUACCAGUGGCAAGUCGAAGACGAGCAUUGUCACACAUUCGGAGAAUGUCAUCGACGCUUCCUACAGUUCUGAUGGCAAGGAUGGCAUUUCUGUACUAUUGGGAGAUACUCAAGCCGCCUCCUUGACUUUAUCCAACGGACAGAGAAAGCAGAUUCCUGCUGCUAGUAGCAGCGACAAGAAGAAUGCCCUCAACAUCGAUAUCGGCAACUGGAACAUGACUCUUGAGUCCUGGGUCCCCGGUCCCGACGAGACAAAGUCGGCAUCUGUCAAGAAGGUGAUGAAGCUGGGCACUCAGAAGACAUUGCAGCCCUGGUCCGAGAUUUCUGGAGCACAGAAUGUAUCAGGCGUUGGUACAUACACAGCUACCUUCCAGGUCCCAAGAGUCACAAGCAAAGAUUCCAUCGCUGUACUGCAGCUUGGCCCUGUGCUCAACACCAUUCGAGCAUGGGUAAACGACAAGCAGCUUCCGGCGAUUGACAUUUACGACGCUCAAAUCGAUGUAUCGGAUUAUCUGGUUGCGGGAACCAACAAAAUCCGGGUAGAGGUGGCGUCUACUUUGUUCAAUGCAGUCAAGGCAAGAGUUGAUUAUGUCAAGGCGAAUGGCGUUGGUCCAGCGGCACCUGCUUUGUAUACUUUUGCAGAUUGGCAAAGGCAUGGAUUAAUUGGGCCCGUGUCCAUCAAGUGUCUGCGCAAGGUCAGCUUGUAAUAUGCAUGCCACAGGUUUAGGUCAGCCAGAAAGGGAGAGCUGUAGUAAGGGCCGAAUAUUCACGAUUCAGAAUCCUCGGCUGAUAGUGCUUGACGUAGUGAGUAGUUCAUGUCUAAUAGGAUAAAAGUGUC
Fusarium oxysporum Fo47 is the source of this 2996-nucleotide messenger RNA. RefSeq lists its product as uncharacterized. The transcript has 6 exons. The coding region runs from base 1 to 2865 and encodes 954 amino acids. The record is from RefSeq and is a predicted model, not a curated record. Lineage: Eukaryota; Fungi; Ascomycota; Sordariomycetes; Hypocreales; Nectriaceae.